UGAGGCCUACUCGUUAAGGAGAGUUAAAGACUAGUUAGAGGCUAGUUAAAGAAAUCUGUCUGCUUGUCUCUCCCCUUCGCCUUACCGUGAUGGCUGAGAAUCAGCAGAAGAACCCUCAGCCGGGGACAAGCUGUCUGCCGUCGCCGCUCCACGGCCUCCACGGAGUCGAGGCCGGUGUGCUGCGGCACCGGAUAAAAGCCUCCAUCUGCAAAUCUGCACAAUCAAAAGUGGACAACAUUUUGCAAGAUGUUGAGAAGUUUACAGACAUUGAAAAACUCUACCUCUACCUUAAGUUGCCUUCUGGUCCCAGCAAUGGCAGUGACAAGUGCGAGCAGCCCUCCUUGUCGUCCAGCCGCACGCAGCAGACACACGCAUUCACCUGGAUCCAGAAUCACUUAGAGGAGCAUCCAGACACCUCCCUCCCCAAGCAGGAGGUCUACGAUGAGUACAAAAGUUACUGUGACAAUCUCGGCUACCAUCCUCUGAGUGCUGCCGACUUUGGGAAGAUAAUGAAAAACGUCUUUCCUAAUAUGAAGGCGCGACGGCUUGGCAUGAGAGGCAAAUCCAAAUACUGCUAUAGUGGAUUGAGGAAAAAAGCGUUGGUCCAUGUGCCGUGUCUGCCCAACCUGGAUGUGCAUAAAACGAGCAAUGGGUGUGAGGUGCUGGAGUCCUCGGGGGUGCCCUCUAGUGCUGAGGAUGAGGUACGCCUGGCGGCCUGUGGCCUGGUGUGUGAGUGGGCCCAGAAAGUCCUGAGCCAGUCGUUUGACUGCGUGGAGGACUUGGCCCGCUACCUUCUCAACAGCCAAUUCAUCAGCAGCAAGUCCAUGGCGGCCCUCACACUCACGACGGGGACAUCCACAGGUGGGAUGAAGAUGUCAGCGGAGUCCUGUCCGUUCGUGCCAGUAGAUGAUAGCAGGUACUUCCAGCCCCAGGCGAAGACCUUGCCCUCCCCCACCGUCGAUGCCAAGCAGCAGCUGCAGCGUAAGAUCCAGAAGAAGCAGCAGGAGCAGAAGCUGCACUCGCCACUGCCAGGGGAUGGGCAGACCCUGACCCCAACCCAGGCUCGGAGGGCAGAGGCUGGCACACCCUGCGUGGGUCCCAGCAUUUCCUGCGGAAGCCCCGCCCUGCUCUCCCCACAGCCGACCAUCGGCAUCGUUGUGACUGUUCCUAGUCCCGUCACGGGACCACGGACCAAGCAGCUGACCUCUCCCAGCCCCAUGGGUGCAGCAGAGAACAAAGUUGUACCCAUGAACUUUCAGGUGGUUUCCCAGCCCAUCCAGCCAGUAAAGCAGACUGCCAAGGCGUCGCUGAGUGUUUCGGCGAGCCCAGUGUGUGAGCGCGUUCCAGGCCGCUCCCGCUACCCCCAGAUUCUCCCCAAGCCCUCCGCCACCGGUGCCCUGACUCUGCGCUCGCCCCAGACGCUGCUUAUCACCAACAGCCCCAUUAAAACUGUGGUGCCCACAUCACACGUGGCCCCCGUCAAUGUGGUGAAGAUGACGACCAUAUCCCUACCGGCCGGCAGCGGCACUGGCAGCACAACCUUGCGGCCCGUUUUGACGGGUGUGAGCAGCACCGGGCUGCUGGAAGAGCAGCAGCAGCUCCUGCAGACCCAAAACAGCAGCCAGCAGAGCCCCUUGCUGUCCCCUGUGGUAACAAAGUCUGGAUGUAUGGCCACUGCUGCCGCCGCCAAUGUCAAGAUGGAGCGUGAAGCCAUACCCGAUAAUAACCGGGACCCUGUUGCUGAGCAGCUGAACACAACUCAGGAAGCAGCCGCUGUUCCGAAGGGUGUGAGGGGUGCUAAGCCAAGGGCUGCCAGUGAACCCACACCCUACAGCACAGGAGCUCUGGGGCCUGAUGGGGCAGGAAAAACCAAGUGUGGUGAAAAGUUCCCCUUCAGUGCCAACACUGCUUCUGCUGGCAGCAAUACCAACAGUAACAAAAGGGAAAAUGCUUCAUGUCUAACGAUACCAAGCCAGAGCACCACCAUCACUCUGUCGUCCUACCCCAACACCACUGCCACGUCACCCAGGGAGAGCCCUUUAGGGUCCGGGAGUCUGAGGAAGCGCCCGGGUGCUGUUUUGGAAUCAGUGCCGGUAAAAAAAGUGUUUAUUACCCAGCACCCUGCGAGUGGUGCCGAAAGCCCCACCGAUGCAUCGAAGGCAGUCCCCCAGUCAGGGACCCCCACCAGGCCUGAAAGUGCACCAGCAACAACCACUUGUAAAGUGACUGUGAAACUGAACUCCACUGUACCAACUCGAAUUCUUGCUCGCUGUGACUCGCCCCUUGGAAAUCCCAGCAUCUUCCAGACUGUUGCAAAACUGCAGGCCAGCCCGCAGCCAAAAGGGGAAGGGCUGCCUUCAAAGAGCGAGGACAGUGGCCUUACUUCCAGAGCCAUUGCCAGCACCUCCAGUCAAGCACUGCUGAAAGAAAUUGCCAGUAGUUCAUUAGCCAUGCAAACCAGUUUGGCCUUAACGGACACCUCCAUCAUGGAUGAGUUGAAGAACCCCAUUUGGGAAGAAGGGCAGCUGGGUAGUCUCCAGCAGCAUGCUUUUGUGCAUCAGAUGCUAGACCAUAGGUCAGUGACUACACCAGUGAUGGACCAGCUGCCCAUGGAGCCCCAGGCCCCUCCUUCAGAUGAGCUGACACUCCACUCGGAUGUUGAAUUUACUGGGAGCCAGCCCAGUGUGGAUUAUUUCCCAUUCAAUGAUGAUGAUAUGACCCAGGACAGCAUUGUAGAAGAGCUAGUACAGAUGGAGGAGCAGAUGAAACUGAACAGCCUGCGGUCUUAUGGCAGCUGUGUUGAUGUAUCUCUGCAGAGCCAGUCGGCAGCGGUACCAGGUUCUGUCCUGUCCAACCAUCAGACGGACAUUGCUUUUUACCACUCUCUUCACAGCAGCACCACUCCCACCCUCACACCCACACCGACUCCUACGUCGGAGAUCAUGGCAGCGGGGUCUGGUUUGACCCGGGAGAGCCCUUGUUCUCGACUGGCACCCGCCACUCCUGUGGAUGGGGCUCUGGGCAGUAAUCGGCACACCCCUGUCGGUACCCCGCACUCUAACUGCAGCACUAGUGUCCCCCCAAGUCCAGUGGAUUCCUGUCGGAAUCCCUUUGCCUUCACACCCAUUAACUCCAGUAUUACGGGCUACCACAAUGCCAGUAUUGUUUCAAGUAGCCCGCUCAAGCCAAUGCAGAGGCCCACGGCUACUCACCCUGACAAGGUCAAGCUGGAGUGGAUAAAUAACGGGUAUAACAGUGAUGGAGGUACCUCAGCCAUCUCCAACAAUGGCAUCAGCAUCCUCCCAAACUACCAGAACUUGGUGGAGGACCAGUUCCGUAAACCGCACGCCUUUGCCAUCCCUGGCCACUCACAUCAAUCACAAACCAGGCAUGAUACCAACUUCGGCCGUCUGACACCUGUUUCCCCGGUUCAGCAACAGGCUACUGUUUUGACAAACCAAGGCACUGUGGAAGGCUUCGCAGUUCCUGCCCCUCUGGAUAACAAAGUCAUCGUCUCAUCAGCCGGUGGCACCUUCCGCUGUCGAAGUGUGAGCCCGGCAGUACGGCAGCGGAAUCUGAGUGGGAGCACGGUCCACACCAGCAUCUCUGGCUCCAUGCUCUCCCAGUUCAACCCACCUGUGACCCCUGAGGUGCUCAACAUUUUUGCCAACAGCUGCCCAAACAUGGGCAGCAGUAGCAUGGCCCAGAGGAGCCAGUCGGUCCCACUUAAUGUGAUGAUGCAGACUGAGAUGCUGCCAGUGCAGACCACUAACAACAGCACGAAGAUCACAAGCGUGCUGCUGAGCAAGAUGGAUCCUGAUGGUGAUGAUGCGGUCCGGGGUUUGGGUGUCAACAACAUGCCUUCCAACUAUACAGCCCGUAUGAACCUCACCCAGAUCCUGGAGACCACCAGCACUUUCCAAGGUGGCGUUAGCCAUCAUAGCCUCCUCAACACGAAUGCCAACCACAAUCCCAGCCAGUUCCAGAAGCCUAGUUACCUCAUGAAGAACGCCAGAAACGAACAGAUGAGCUUAUACUCCAGAGAUAGCCAGGCACAAGUGAGUCCUGAAGAGCAGCAACCAGAACUGCAACAGGGGCAGCCUCUGCAAAAUGAGCAAAGCCAGCUAGAGGCCACAUCUGAAAGCCAGCAGCCUCUGGAUUUUGACAGCACUGUCAAGGACCUUCUAGGGGAUGAUGCAUUGAACCCUGGCUCCCAGCUGACUGGGCAGAUGGUCUCUGAACUCACUUCUGUGGCAUCUGAUUUCUCUAGUGAUAUCAGAUUGACCUCUGAACUCUCCAGUAGCAUCAAUGACCUGGACACUAACUUACUUUUUGACCCCAGUCAACAGCAAGGACAGUAUGAAGAUUCUACACUGGAGGAACUGAAAAACGAUCCCCUUUUUCAGCAGAUCUGCACUGAGAACUCUGUUAACUUUGAUUGGCUGGAGAGUAAAGACCAACACACAGUGGAAAUGUUGGGUUGAUUCUUGGUUUGUUUUAUUUUUAGUUUUUUUUUUGUUUUUCCUGUUCUUUGGUAACAGUUAUAGAGCACACUGCAACCACACUCUGCACACCAGUGAGACAUGACAGCCAAAUUUCAGAUUGUUGUUCUGAUCAGUGAAUGACUUUGCUGUCCUGUUAGAUGCGUCACAGGAGUUAAGUGCAGUUCCUCGCUCCUGUUUCACUUUCUUAUUUCUUUCUAUUAUUUCCACUUCGAAAGGAAUCGUAUGUCUCUGCGGUAUUUUAAACAAAUCAUCAACCUGGUCAGACUGUUACUCGGACGUCUGACAUACCGGUGAGUUGCAGAAGCAUCAGACAGAACUACUGGCGCUAACUGAGGGAGGUAGUUAAACUGAAACCUCAUAUAGGGGAAAUGGAAUCAGUUUUAACGUAUGUUAAAACCAUAGCUCCUCUCGUUUCAUCAGUCUCUCGGUGGAAAGGCUGCCAUCAGAAUGCCGGAAGACUCCCCCUCGCUAGAGUUCUCACAUCUGUGCAGAAGAGAGAAAAAAGCUAGGUGCUUGAAGGGAGGAGCAUAUCAAAAUAAGUGGCGAUAUUGUGUGGUGGCUUAGUCUUAUAGGUAGUUUGUUAUAACAUUACUGUGUUUUCAAAAGGGAAGAGCUUGUUUCCUCCCCCCAAAACAUUUGGGAAUCUGCUGUGAGGCCCUGUAGAUGUUAGAUGCCAUCCGUGGAGCCAUGACUGCAGACUCUGCAGACCUAAAGGUCGAGGGUCACAGGUGGUGUUGGGUUUGGAAGCCGAAACCUCCACGAGUCUCAGUGGUAAACGGUGGCGUGAGAUGCAAUGAGAUGCAGGCUGCUUCUUUUAUGCGUGUUAACCGAAGACUGGGGAAGGAAUUUCUGUGACUUCACAUCGGUGUACUUGAUGUGAAUGUUACAGCUUUAAAUCAAAAUAAAAAUGCUGUACAUACCGUUUGGGCAAUCAAAGUGUCUUCAGUAGCCCAACUUGUAAAGAAGUGGUUGGGCUAUUGUACAGUAGAAAAAAAAUAUUAGAUGUUGCUCACUUGGCACCAGAGAGGCUUUCUGAAGGCCAAAGCACAUUACUGUCUAUGAUGGGGGUAAUUGGGGAUAAGCAAUGGAAAAAGUCCUCUCCUCCUUUGGUGGACAGGGGCUUUCUUGAUGACUUUGUAUCUAUGCAGGUCUGUGUGACACAUGAAAGCCCCUCUAAUUCCUGUCAGAUGGUGGCUUUAUGGGUCUUCAAUGUUUAGCUAUGACAUUUUAUCGCAUGAUCCAUUGAUCUAAGUUAUUACAGAAAGGUGUGUAAGAAUUAAAUUCCAGUUGUAUGUAGAAAUUAUUGCAAAAUUAUAAAGGUUACAAAAACGUUUAAAGUACAGAAUGUGUCCCGGGUCUACAUGGGUGUGAAAGGCAAUAGACUUUAGGGAAAUCAGUUUGUGUUAUGUAAACAUUUCAUGUUCGGGGGGCAGUCGGCUGAAAUUCAGAGCAAACAGACAAUCAUUGCUUUUCUGACCCAUCAAUCAGCUCAUUUCAAGGAGCCUGUUUUUCCAUUAGUUAUUUUGGAUAAGAGCAGCAGCGCUGCCCAGUGAACCCUCAGCUUCUUCAGCCAGCAGUCGGUGUCUUGCGAUUGGCUGCACAGAUGUUUGUCUCAUGCAUGGAUAACACCGUGUAGAGCAGGCGGUCUUGGUGUAAAGAGCAGAAGCUUAUAUUUUGAGAUUCCAUUUACUUUGGCCAAAGUGUUGGGGGUUUAGGUGCUCUGUAUCCUGGGGUCACACGGGGUCGGCAGUGGACAGAUGCUGCCUUAAUGGCAUUUAAUGAGAAUCAGCCUUACGUUGUUACCAAAGAAAAGCUGUUCAAACCAGCAUGAGAAUAUGAAAUUUUCUUACUUACAUUGACCCUCCCACCCAAAAUGCAUGUUUUAAGGUUGACAGGUUUCUAAACCUUUGAUAGCUGCAGUUGUGGUGGAGACUUCACAGGAAGGGGAGGCCGGAGGGCUAGAUUUUGUGGGGCUGAAAUGGUUAAGCACGGCAGCUCCUCUGUAGCACUAGGAACCAGGAUUUUAUAGGCAAGCUGACAAGCUCACACUACUCCUAUGGUUUAGGAAAACAUGUAGCAAAAUAGACGUUGCGUAAAUUUUGUCAACUGUUGCUUUAAAAUGUGCUAUUCCUUGUUGAAGCUCUCUUUGUAAAUAUCUCUGGUAAGAAAAUCCAGUCUUGCGAGACGCUGUGGCGUUAUGAUGACGUCUGCAUUCGGAAUCAUCUGUGCACCUUCCAGAAAUAAUACUCUGCCGAAUGAGCUGGGUGACUCACUGCUGGCUUUUUUGUACCUUUGCUUGGAAAUGUCCUCCCCCCCCCCCCCCCAGUUCUGUAAAAAUAUGUCUUCUGCCCCAAUAUCAGGGCUGUGCUCUGGACUGAAGACAAUAGCCUGACACCAGUGGAAAGAAGUGGCUUUAGGUCACAUCUUUCUGUGCUGGAGUGUGGCAGUAGACACUGGAAAGUCACUGCAAAUCCAAUUGAGCUUUGAGAGGUUCACACUAUUGCACUAAACUUUUUAAUGAACCAGGGCACCAUUUUUAGGACAAAUGCAACAACUGAAGCCCGCAGAAAAAGUAUUUUUUAUAACAAGCUUAAAAAAAUUAAAAAUGACGUUUAUAUAUCUUGUGUAGCAAUGUGCUUUAAUCUCAGUGAGAUAGGUCCUUCACUCGUUCUCAUACAUGAGAAUAUGAACUCGAUUUAAAGUUUUUGAAAAUAAGGUAUUAGACAUUUCCUUAACCGUGUUGAUAAAUAAUUAUUGAUGUGCAUGUAUGUCCGUUCUCUUGUACAGAAUAUUCCUUGUAACCACUUCCUUUGCCUGUAAUGAGUGGUUCUGUCAACCACAAAGGUAUAACUAACUCAAAAAAGUCUGUUCUUUGAUGUUUACUAAUAUCAGUCUUUGUUCUGUUAAUGCCUAUUUGCUUUUUAGUGUUUUAAUGAAAAGGAUGUUUUUGUGGUAAAGUUCAAGGUAUUUUUUUUUCCUGGAGAAACCAUUAAAUAAGCACUGAUGUCUGGACUAUGAAGAAAAUCCUCUGUUCGUGUUACUCCUAUGCUGUAUGACUCUGACCCAGUAAGCACCCCCACACAGCCCUUCCAUUUUGACAUGUAGAACUUCACACCAUGCUGUCAGUAUUGCCGGCUAUACAGCAGACCAUAGUCUGGUGAUUUUUCAAUGGCGUUUCAGCAAAGUUUUUCUUUAAUUUCUUUUUUUUUUAACUGCAAAUGCUCACAGAUGUUGCGAUUUUUAAAAGUGGUUUUAAAAACCAAUAAAUUUUUUAAAAUAA
Messenger RNA from Brienomyrus brachyistius, 7785 nucleotides. RefSeq names its product DNA-binding protein RFX7-like. The record is from RefSeq and is a predicted model, not a curated record. The transcript has 9 exons. NCBI's taxonomy places the organism in Eukaryota, Metazoa, Chordata, Actinopteri, Osteoglossiformes, Mormyridae. The coding region runs from base 90 to 4484 and encodes 1464 amino acids. Gene Ontology annotation, biological process: regulation of transcription by RNA polymerase II. Gene Ontology annotation, molecular function: DNA-binding transcription factor activity, RNA polymerase II-specific; RNA polymerase II cis-regulatory region sequence-specific DNA binding.